AUGAUUGAAUGCUCCGUAUUCGGAUAUUUGAUGGAGGUCGAUUGUAUCUGCAACCAUCUGAAGUUGCAUAAAAGAACAGACAAAACUGUUAGUGAAGCCGUUUAUUCUAAUGGGACAAAUGUGUUGCUUGUGUCUAAGGAGGAUGAUGGUAUUUACCUGUCAAGCAGAGGGCCACCCGACAGAAACAAGAACAGAAUGUCGUUCUGCUCAAGAGUACAGAAGUCAAGGAUUAGGACAUUAGACACUUUGAAGGAGUUUCUAUCUUCGUUUGGCUUUGAGCUGGUGAGGGAAGGGCAAGUUGAACUAACCACCUUUGAGAAAGGAGCAGGGCGCAUUGAAAUAUCCAGGUCCAUCUCUGAUGAGGGCAACAGCCAGGAAGUAGACACCGGCAGAUAUUGGCUAGUCAAGGUAUUUGUAACUUCAGAAAACACACAGAACGGAGAAAGAAUGUUAAGCAGGUUAAUCGAGGAGCUGGAAGACCAAGUCCAACUCAUCAAACCCUCAAUAAAGUGA
Molecule: messenger RNA, 513 nt
Organism: Encephalitozoon intestinalis ATCC 50506
Lineage: Eukaryota; Fungi; Microsporidia; Unikaryonidae
Exons: 1
Coding region: 1-513 (170 amino acids)
Biological process (GO): regulation of transcription by RNA polymerase II
Cellular component (GO): mediator complex
Molecular function (GO): transcription coregulator activity
Source: RefSeq, a predicted model, not a curated record